AUGGACCAGCAGCAGUGUAUCAUCGAUACCCACCACCUCACGACACACACCAUGGGCAGAGGAGAUCUCGGCCGGGGGGAGGGGAAGAAGAGGCUCAUCUACAUGCUGAAGGACGGUAGCUGCCCCGUGGUGUUCCACCAGUCCCCGGGCCAGUGGAGCUUCUUCCUGGCCGACAUCUUCACCACGCUAGUGGAGCUCCGCUGGAGGGUCAUGCUCCUCAUCUUCUGCCUCUCCUACAUCCUCUCCUGGCUCUUCUUCGGCCUCCUCUACUUCCUGAUCGCCUACGUCCACAAAGACCUGGAGGACCACGACACAGCACCGUGUGUGGCGAACGUCCGCAGUUUCACCUCCGCCUUCCUCUACUCCAUGUCGACCCAGGCGACUAUCGGCUACGGCUUCCGGGUGAUGACGGAGAACUGCAUGGUGGCCAUCGUGGUGAUGACAAUCCAAGCCCUGAUGAGCUGCUUCAUCGACACAGUCGUCAUCGGCAUCACCGUGGCCAAAAUGGCGUGCGCGAGCAAGAGGGCGCAGACGGUGGGCUUCAGCAGGUGCGCCGUGGUCAACGUGCGCGAUGGCGCCCUGUGCCUUGUGUGGCGCAUCGCCGACUUCCGCAGGAACCACAUCCUGGAAGGUACCGCCCGGGCGCAGCUGGUCCGCCCCACGAAGCACCCCUCUGGGAUGAUCUCUGUGACCUACCAGGACCUAGACAUCCAGAGUAGACACCUCAUCCUGGCCACCCCGGCCAGCAUCGUUCACAAGCUGGAGCCUGGGAGUCCCCUCUACAGCCUGGGACCAGACAGCCUGAGGGAGGAGGACUUUGACCUGGUGGUCUCCUUCACCUACACUGGUGACUCCACAGGCGUCCUGCACCAGACACGUACCUCUUACACACCAGCAGACAUCCGCUGGGGCCAGCGCUUCCAGGACAUGGUACAGGUGGGGAGGAGGCACUACAAGGUAGACUAUGCCCUGUUCCAUCAGACCACCUGGGUGCAGACGCCCAUGGUCAGCGCCCAGGAGGGUGACAGGGGGAGACCGCCAACCACGGAGUCUAUCGUCCAAUCGCAGCAGCCGUUUGUGAGAUCGAGCAGGAAAUUCCGGAGGUCCUUGGCUGAUGUCAGUGAGGAGGUGGUUCAGGAGGCGUGGCUCUGA
Coregonus sp. 'balchen' is the source of this 1152-nucleotide messenger RNA. Lineage: Eukaryota; Metazoa; Chordata; Actinopteri; Salmoniformes; Salmonidae. The record is from the annotation of a GenBank genome assembly.